GGGGAAUGUCUGCAGAUCAUUGUAACAAUUAUUCAUAAAUUUUUAUUUUCAGUUUAUGAGACGCAUCCCAUUUGAGACCAUGAUGGCUGCGUUCAACUUGAGCAGCUUCAAUCCAGGCCCAUUCAUCCUACUGGGAAUCCCAGGGCUAGAGCAGUUCCAUGUCUGGAUCAGGAUUCCCUUCUUCAUUAUCUACCUCUUAGCCCUUACAGGCAACAGUGUCCUUCUCUACCUUAUCUCCAUGGAGCACAGCUUCCAUGAGCCCAUGUUCUUUUUCCUCUCCAUGUUGGCUGCUACUGAUCUCAUUCUGUCUAAUACACGUGUACCCAAAAUACUAAGCAUCUUCUGGCUAGGUCCUCAGGAAAUCACCUUUCCUGAAUGCCUUACUCAGAUGUUUUUCCUCCACUACAGCUUUGCCAUGGAUUCUGCAAUUCUGCUGGCCAUGGCAUUUGAUCGUUAUGUUGCCAUUUGCUUCCCGCUAAGAUACACCACUAUUCUCACUCGUCAGAUUAUUACUAAGAUUGUGAUAGGUAUUAUCAGCAGGAGCUUUUGUAUCAUCUUUCCAUGUGUGUUCCUAUUAAAGUGACUUCCCUUCUGCCAAACACUCAUUAUACCCCACACAUACUGUGAGCACAUAGGCGUUGCCCAGCUCUCCUGUGCAGACAUCUCCAUCAACAUCUGGUAUGGCCUUGCUGUGCCUGUAAUGACUGUCACCUCAGACCUGAUCCUCAUUGGCAUCUCCUACACUCUCAUUCUCUGUGCUGUCUUUUACCUCUCAUCCUGGAAUGCCCACCAGAAAGCCCUCAGCACAUGUGGUUCCCAUAUUUGUGUCCUCCUUAUAUUUUACACGCCAGCCAUGUUCUCUGUCCUCACCCACCGAUUUGAUAACAAUAUUCCUCACUCUUUCCAUAUAAUGUUUGCCAACCUCUAUGUAGCCAUCCUGCCUGCACUCAAUCCAAUUAUCUAUGGAAUGAAGGCCAAGCAGAUUCAUGAUAAGAUCAUCCUCCCAUUCUUCCCCAAAGGGACCCAGUGA
Molecule: messenger RNA, 1030 nt
Organism: Trichechus manatus latirostris (Florida manatee)
Lineage: Eukaryota; Metazoa; Chordata; Mammalia; Sirenia; Trichechidae
Product: olfactory receptor 52H1-like
Exons: 1
Biological process (GO): G protein-coupled receptor signaling pathway
Cellular component (GO): plasma membrane
Molecular function (GO): olfactory receptor activity; G protein-coupled receptor activity
Source: RefSeq, a predicted model, not a curated record